CAUAUCCUGGAUCCCCGCCCGCUGUUCUCGCCUAUGCAGUGAUCAAUAGACGCUUUCUGUGCUCCGGUCCGAGAGCUGCAACAGUACUUGAUUCUGUAUUCCGUGAUUUCUGUUUACCACUUGGUAUCAUCUUAAAACUCAGAAUUAAACGGCGAGUGAUCUCAUUAAUUCGUAUCAGUGAUGAAGUGGUUAGCCUUUUGUGUAUUGACCGUCGUCCUUGUCACUUUGGCAGUAGCCGAUGGUGAAAUUUGGGAAGAAGACGAUCAUGAAGUUCUUAUUAGGAGCGAACGCGGAGCAAAAAAUAGAGAACCUUGCAGAUACGUAAAAGGAUCGUGGUCAGAAUGCGAUUCGAAGACAAAUAUGCGCGCGAGAACGUUAACCCUCAAGAAAGGUGAUCAGGCAACCUGCGAGUCCACCAAAACCAUACAGAAGAAAUGCAAAAAAGCAUGUCGAUACGAAAAGGGAACAUGGGGAGAAUGUAACGCCCAAAGCCAGAUGACGCGAAACGACAAGCUGAAGACUAACAGCGAUCCCUCCUGCGAACAAAAUAGACAGAUUACGAAAAAGUGUAAACCCAAGGGUGUGAAACCGACAAAAGCUACGCGCCGCAAUCGCCAAUAAGGGGAAUCAAAACAAUGAAUUAGAAAUGGUUAGUUUUUAAUUAUUAUUGCAUUUAGUACUCCGUCAUAUUAAUAGCAUCUUUAAUCAUCGUUAAAAUCAUCCCCCUCUUCCUGUUCUCAUUUCGCAGCCGUCUUCAAAUACAUAAAAUCGUUGAAACACCCUUCUCAUUUCAUCUAAAAAAAAUGAAGAAACAUUCAUGCGGUAGGUUAUUGAA
Messenger RNA from Photinus pyralis (common eastern firefly), 835 nucleotides. RefSeq lists its product as uncharacterized. The coding region runs from base 181 to 621 and encodes 146 amino acids. Lineage: Eukaryota; Metazoa; Arthropoda; Insecta; Coleoptera; Lampyridae. The record is from RefSeq and is a predicted model, not a curated record. Gene Ontology annotation, cellular component: extracellular region. The transcript has 6 exons. Gene Ontology annotation, molecular function: growth factor activity; heparin binding. Gene Ontology annotation, biological process: mesoderm morphogenesis.